UGCAGUGUUUCCCACUGGUCAACACGAGCAGCUCAGGCAGAAAGCAAAAUUUAUUUCCCUCAACAUUAGAUGCUAUACUCAGCUGAUAUCUGAUGUUGCUGUUCCUCUCUUGCCUGCAGAGACCCUAAGAGAUGAAAAAAUUGAUCUUUGCCUUCAGAAGUUACAAGAUGAUCAAUUCCACCACCACGGAGCCUCCGGAUGAGUCCUGCUCCCAGAACACCCUGAUCACCCAGCAAAUCAUUCCUGUGCUGUACUUCGUGGUUUUCAUUGCAGGGAUUCUACUCAAUGGAGUGUCAGGAUGGAUAUUCUUUUACGUGCCCAGCUCUAAGAGUUUCAUCAUCUAUCUCAAGAACAUUGUUGUUGCAGACUUUCUGAUGAGCCUGACUUUUCCUUUCAAGAUCCUUGCUGACUCGGGCCUAGGCCCCUGGCAGCUGAACGUGUUCGUAUGCAGGGUCUCGGCUGUGCUCUUCUAUGUCAACAUGUACGUCAGCAUCGUGUUCUUUGGGCUCAUCAGCUUUGACAGGUACUAUAAAAUCGUAAAGCCUCUUUUGACUUCUUUCAUCCAGUCGGUGAAUUACAGCAAACUCCUGUCGGUGACAGUAUGGAUGCUCAUGCUCCUUCUCGCGGUUCCGAACAUCAUUCUGACCAACCAGAGUGUUAAGGUGGUUACGCAGAUAAAAUGUGUGAAACUGAAAAAUGAACUGGGACAGAAGUGGCACAAAGCAUCAAACUACAUCUUCGUGAGCAUUUUCUGGAUUGUGUUUCUUUUGCUAAUCAUUUUCUAUACUGCCAUCACGAGGAAAAUCUUUAAGUCCCACCUUAAGUCCAGAAGGAAUUCCACUUCGGUCAAAAAGAAAUCAAGCCGCAACAUAUUCAGCAUUGUGUUUGUAUUUUUUGUCUGUUUUGUACCUUACCACAUUGCCAGAAUCCCCUACACACAGAGUCAAACAGAAGCUCAUUAUAGCUGCCAGUCAAAAGAAAUCUUGUUCUAUGUGAAAGAAUUCACUCUGCUACUAUCUGCUGCAAAUGUAUGUCUGGACCCUAUUAUUUAUUUCUUUCUAUGCCAGCCAUUUAGGGAAAUCUUAUGUAAGAAAUUGCACAUUCCAUUAAAAGCUCAGAACGACCUAGACACUUCCAAAACCAAAAGAGAAAAUACAGUGCAUGAAAGCAUAGAUACUUUGUGAAUUCCUACACCCUUUCAAAUUAUGUCCUUGUAAAACAUGUUGUCAUCUUCAAUUACAUAAGAGGAAUGAAUAAGAAACAUGCCCAUUAUAAGUAUCAUCUCUAGCAUUACUAUCCAGUUUAGUACAUUAAUAAAAUUCAAAUGUAAGUUUCCAUGUUUUUCUGUAACAUCAGAGGAAAAAGUACCCAUCAGUGGAUUUCUCUCUUAAUACUGUACUUUUUUAUUUCCUGUUAAUAAAAAGAAAAAAAUUACAUACAAUUAUUCAGUCCUAUUCCAUCCAAAUAGGCUUAAAUUUAUAAUCACUACUCUGGUCAGUUAAUGUAGAACUUUAAAUAGUAAAUAAAGAAAAUAGGAAGUAAUUAAAGAUAAUUCACAUGGGCAUCUUAUUUCUCUAAACAAAAGAAUCGUGUUUAGUACGUGAUUAUUUUUUCCAACAAGGUCCUUAAAGACCAACUUAAA
Lemur catta (Ring-tailed lemur) is the source of this 1642-nucleotide messenger RNA. RefSeq names its product purinergic receptor P2Y14 (gene P2RY14). Gene Ontology annotation, biological process: G protein-coupled receptor signaling pathway. Gene Ontology annotation, cellular component: membrane. Gene Ontology annotation, molecular function: G protein-coupled purinergic nucleotide receptor activity. Bases 132 to 1184 code for a protein of 350 amino acids. NCBI's taxonomy places the organism in Eukaryota, Metazoa, Chordata, Mammalia, Primates, Lemuridae. The record is from RefSeq and is a predicted model, not a curated record. The transcript has 2 exons.